Molecule: messenger RNA, 2147 nt
Organism: Gekko japonicus
Lineage: Eukaryota; Metazoa; Chordata; Lepidosauria; Squamata; Gekkonidae
Gene: LENG9
Product: leukocyte receptor cluster (LRC) member 9
Exons: 1
Coding region: 1-1557 (518 amino acids)
Molecular function (GO): metal ion binding
Source: RefSeq, a predicted model, not a curated record
AUGGCUGAGUUGCCACUCCCCCCUGCUGAGGAGGGUCCUGCUGACCUCACUCUGAAACCAGAGACACACCCUAUUGAUUCAGCACCGACUGAGAACCCUACAGCUGAGAUCGGCCCCCUGUGCCGUUUUUUCCUGGAAGGGCGCUGCCGCUUUGGUGCCCGUUGCCGCAGCCCCCACCCUAACACCAGCGACACCCCUAAUUUAGAAGACCACAGACCUACCAGCCAGGAUCUUCCCCCACACCACCCCUCAGGGAAAAAACCUGCAAUGAAAACGGCCGAGGACGUCAUCUCCCGUCUCCUCUGGGACACACAGGUGCCAGCUGAACGCUUCUCCAUUGGUUACCUGGAUCGGUUUUUGGGAACUUUAGAAGAACCUUUUACUGCUUUCUCCUGGGAGGACCUGGCUUCCGCCGGGCCUGGGGUGCUGGCUAUCCCCAAACACAGAAUCCAGUACUUCAAGUAUGGGGAACGGGUGGUGUGGGAGAAGGCCAGCCGGACCGAUGAGGUCUUUGGGUCCACCGGAAGUGGGAGAACCAUCUUGCAGGUGAUCGAGGAAGCCGAAGCCGAAAGGGAGAAGGCACAGAGCCAUGCUUCAGGUGGAGAGGGAGGGAAAGGGAGUACAGGAGGGAGAACCGGGCAUCCUGGAGAGGAGGUGGGCCAUCUUGAUUCAGCCAGUGAUGUGGAAGAGGGCGUGGACAGAGCGGCUGGUGGACGGGAGGGGAUGAGGGAGCUUGAGGAAGCAAAGGACAACAUCAUCUCUAUCGAACACGGCAUCUCGGAGGGAAGUGAGAUAACCCAUGAAGCGGGAGGAAAGGUGGUCGAGUCAGGUGUGGUAGGACAUUCCGUGGAGGAGGCGGAGUCGUCCGAGCCAGUUCUCAAUGUGAAACGGGGACAUUCGCCAGUGAUGGCGGAGGAUGAGAAAAAUGGGGCCUCUGAAAGUAGAGAUGGGGGAGUCUUUCCUGGCCACAAGCGGCGCCCAACCCACUUCGUGGCCAUCCAGAUCACCGGCUCAAAGACUCGGGAAGCUGUGAGGCACGUCCAGAAGGCCCUCUGCCAGGUCCGCCCCGACUUAGCCCAGUUCUGUGUGCCUUUGGCUACUCUGCAUCUCACACUGUGCCUGCUGCGUUUAGACACCCCGGAAGACAUCUACAGAGCUGUUACGGCUCUCCGGGAGCUCCAAGCUAACAGCCGUCGACUGCUGCCCCCAGCCUUGCUCCUGUCGUUCCAGGGGGUGGAGGCGUUCCAUUCCCAUGUACUCUACAUGCGCCCAGCAUCCACGGCUGAGCUGGGAACACUGGCCCACGUUUUGGAAGAUGCCUUUUGCAGGAAGGAUUUGACAGUGAUUCUCCCUCCUAGCAAAGAUAAGUUUCAUUUGACAGUGGUGAAGAUCCCCCCGGGGAAGCAGGGGCCGCAACUGCCGGAAGACUCCUCAUGGAUCCCUCCUGUUGAAGAUUUAGGGACCGAAGCCGUAGAGGCACUAUACUUGUGUGAGGCCAGACAAGGGAGGCGGACAGAUGGGUUUUAUACCACUGUACUGAGAUUAGACUUAUACUGAGGAGAGGUGGUGUGUCAGCCAGCAGAUACGUAUUACCUGGACUCUGGCCCCAGUGCACUCUGAGGGAGGGAAGAGCCUGGAUCUUGUAAUGGGAGCCACCCCUGACCUCGCUCCUGGUCCCACUUGAGUUUAUUCUGGCCAGCGCUCUCCACAAAAAGGGUUACGUAGAACAAAAUGGUGGGAGGGCUGCAUUCAGAGUAGGCAGGAAACAACUAUGCCAGUCUGUCGUACGAAGAAGCAAGUUGGAACCGUUAACCAUAGGAGUCAGGAUUAGAACCUAAUACUCGAUAAGUGGGAACAGAUCUAUUAGGCCUAAGGAUGGAAGCGGAAAGCCAGGAUAGCUCUGGCUGUCAUUUAAUUUUAUUUUUGUAUUUAUACCCUGCCCUCCCCACGGACGGGCUCAGAGCUUUUUGGACAGCCAAAGUGGUUUGCCUAGUACAAAACACUGUUUCAUUUUGUUGCACAAGGGCUUCUCUACUCACAUGAGAGGCCUGGUAGGACCUUUCAAAACAAACUUGAAAUGUUUUGACCACAUGCUUUCAGAUAAAGCACGGCCUAGGUUGCUUUCAAAGGAACUAACAAAAUUUGUG